Molecule: messenger RNA, 1478 nt
Organism: Sorghum bicolor (sorghum)
Lineage: Eukaryota; Viridiplantae; Streptophyta; Magnoliopsida; Poales; Poaceae
Exons: 3
Coding region: 193-1323 (376 amino acids)
Source: RefSeq, a predicted model, not a curated record
CACGUGCUUGUGCGCUCGAUCUGGGCGGGCUGGGCGAUCCACAUCCGCCACGCACACACACUGCACGCACAGGACAUCAUAUAGCUAGCAAUCCCGCCCUACCGUUGCACUGCCGACGACGAACGGCACCGACGCUGGUAGUUUCAGACACUUUCAGUGUGUCUGGGCGCCGGAGAGACGAUCGAAGACGACAUGGGGGCGGUGUUCGGAGGCAGCAGCAAGCAGGGCAGCCACGCGGUGUCGUUCCUCCUCGGCGCGGCGCUGCCCACUGCCCUCCUCUUCUUCCUCGCGUCCGACCGCCUCGGCGGGGGCUUCCCCACCAUCUCCAGCAGCUGGCGGGGCGACGGGUCAAUAUCGACCGCGCGGCAGGCUGCUGGCGCCGCUAAUAAGCCGGCCACCCAUGCUCUCGCCGCCGGCUCCGACGGCCGUGGCGCCGCGCCUACGCAAGAUCACGAGGUAGAGUUCGCGGGCCUCGCCGAGCUGCUGGCGCGAGUGGCGACGGAGGACAGGACGGUGAUCUUGACGUCGGUGAACGAGAUAUGGACGCGGCCCAACUCCCUCCUCGACUUCUUCCUCGGCGGCUUCAGGAACGGCGAGGACACGGCGCACCUCGUCGACCACGUCCUCAUCGUCACCGUCGACGCCGCCUCGUUCAGCGGCUGCAAGGCCGCGCACCCGCACUGCUACCUCCUCGAGGUCAAGUCCAUGGACAUGAACAGGGCCAAGUCGUUCGGGAGCCCGGAGUACGUGGAGCUCAACUGGCUCAAGCUCUCCGUCCAGCAGCGCGUUCUGGAGCUCGGCUACAACUUCCUCUUCACGGACGCCGACAUUCUGUGGCUUCGCAACCCGUUCCAGCGCAUCUCCGUCUACGCCGACAUGAGCUGCUCGCUGGACAACUCGAAGAUGGCGCCGACGCUCCUGGACUGCGAGAACAACAUCGGGUUCUACUACAUGAAGGCGACGAACCGGAGCGUCGAGUUGGUCAGGUACUGGCGGGCGGCGAGGGCGAGGUUCGACGGGAACCCGAACGAGCAGGUGGUAUUCAGCAACAUCAAGCGCGAGCUCAUCAGCAAGCUCGGGGUCAGGUUCCAGCCGCUGGAGACGGAGUACAUCAGCGGCUUCUGCGACUUCCAGGAUCACCUGGACAAGGUCUGCACCGUGCACGCCAACUGCUGCAUGGGGCUGGAGAACAAGGUGCAUGACCUCAACAACAUCGCCGCGGAUUGGAAGAACUACACCAGCAUGACGCCGGAGCAGAGGAAGGAAAGGAGCUUCAAGGUGACACCCCCGCGCAAGUGCCGGAAUUCCAUGGGAUGGGUGUGAAGCUAAAGUCUGUGGGAGACGACGCAUCAGAGGCGGGGAGUUGAGUUUCAAGGUUGGCAUGCAGUUAGAGUAUCCAUCGCGCUGCGCCAGCGCGCACUUGUAAUGUGAGCUCUCAGCUCUCUGAAUAUUGUAAUUGUUGACACCGUUUUUGGGCA